AUGGCUAUUGAACAGCAGUUCCCUAACAGCCCUGAUGCUGUGAUUCAUAUGAUUGCUAAUUUUGUGCAGAUGUGGGCCGACUUGCUCAAGGAGAACGACAGAGCCAAGAUGAGGGAGAUGGCUCAAUCGUUGUCUGAUUGGAUGAAGAUGAAGGCGUGCUACACGCCCUACACAGACAUCGAAGUUCUAUAG
Molecule: messenger RNA, 192 nt
Organism: Miscanthus lutarioriparius
Lineage: Eukaryota; Viridiplantae; Streptophyta; Magnoliopsida; Poales; Poaceae
Source: the annotation of a GenBank genome assembly